Molecule: messenger RNA, 492 nt
Organism: Mesorhabditis belari
Lineage: Eukaryota; Metazoa; Nematoda; Chromadorea; Rhabditida; Rhabditidae
Source: the annotation of a GenBank genome assembly
AUGAAAUCUUUGAUCGAUGUGCUCAUUUUCUUGCCAUCAUUGGCUUUCUCUUUUGUGCUUAUCGAGGAAAGUUGCAAUGAUUUGAGUAAACUCAGUGCUGUUGAACAGGAGAAUGCGGUCAAUUCUGGUUAUGCUAUUGAAGCUCAAAUGGGUUUCAUUGGAACGUCUAAGGAUUGCGAUUGUCCGGGCAUUGUGCCACUGUAUCGAAUGUGGUCGGACUCGGCAAGCGAUCAUUUCUACACAACAAGUGUUGAUGAGAUGAACAAAGCCGUGCAGGACGAUCAUUACAAGCUCGAGGGAACAAUGGGAUAUUGUAUGUCAGCGCCCGGCUCCGGUCUACUCCCACUUUACCGUUUCUGGGAUGGCAAAGCACAAGAUCAUUUCUACACUAACAACGAGAAUGAGAAGAACUCGGUGAUCGCCAAUUUGCCCGCGUAUCGCUACGAGGGAAUUCAGUGCUACGUCUGGCAAUCGAAUGGGAACAAAAACUGC